Molecule: messenger RNA, 1551 nt
Organism: Geodia barretti
Lineage: Eukaryota; Metazoa; Porifera; Demospongiae; Tetractinellida; Geodiidae
Source: the annotation of a GenBank genome assembly
AUGGCGAUACAACUCGAUGACAUAACGCGGCAGUUGCGCCGCCAGAUCGAAGGGUUCGAGCCGCCGCUGGAGCGGCGCGAGGUCGGCACGGUGAUGAGCGUCGGCGACGGCAUCGCCCGCAUCUCCGGCCUGGGCGGCGCCAUGGCGACCGAGCUCCUUGAGUUUCCCCACGGGGUCCCCGGCAUCGCCCUCAACCUGGAGCGCGACGUCGUCGGCGCGGUGAUCAUGGGACCCUACGAACACAUCGAGGAAGGGGACACGGUCAAGAGCACCGGCCAGAUCGCUUCGGUGCCGGUCGGCGACGACCUGAUCGGACGGGUCAUCGACGCGGUCGGCACGCCCAUCGACGGCAAGGGCGAACUGCACCUGCCGGAGCGCUACCCGAUCGAGCGCAUCGCUCCCGGCGUGAUCGAGCGGGACAACGUGGAUACGCCGGUGCAGACCGGCAUCAAGGCGAUCGACGCCAUGAUCCCGAUCGGCCGCGGGCAGCGCGAGCUGAUCAUCGGCGACCGCCAGACGGGCAAGACCGCGAUCGCGAUCGACACGAUCCUCAACCAGCGCAGCGGCGACCUGGUCUGCAUCUACGUGGCCAUCGGCCAGCGCCAGGCGCAGAUCGCGCAGGUGGUCGCCUCGCUGGAGGAGCGCGGCGCGAUGGACCACACCGUGGUGGUGGCGGCCUCGGCGGCGGAACCUGCGCCGCUGCAGUACAUCGCCCCCUAUGCCGGCUGCGCGAUCGGCGAAUACUUCAUGGAGCAGGGGCGCGACGCGCUGGUCAUCUACGACGAUCUCAGCAAGCACGCGUGGGCGUACCGGCAGGUGUCGCUGCUGCUGCGCCGGCCGCCCGGCCGUGAGGCGUACCCCGGCGACGUCUUCUACCUGCACUCGCGGCUGCUGGAGCGGGCGGCACGCCUGUCGGAGGAGCGGGGCGGCGGAUCCCUGACCGCGCUGCCGAUGAUCGAGACGCUGGCCGGCGACGUCUCCGCCUACGUGCCGACCAACGUCAUCUCCAUCACCGACGGGCAGAUAUACCUGGAGAACGAGUUGUUCCACGCGGGCCAGCGGCCGGCGAUCAACGCCGGACUCUCGGUCUCACGGGUGGGAGGCGACGCGCAGACCAAGGCUAUGAAGAAGGUGGCCGGCAGGAUGCGGUUGGAUCUGGCGCAGUUCCGGUCGCUGGCGGCGUUCGCGCAGUUCGGUUCGGACCUUGAUGCGACGACCCGCGACCAGUUGGAGCGCGGCCUGCGGUUGACCGAGCUGUUGAAGCAGCCGCAGUACGAGCCGGUGCCGCUGGAGGAGCAGGUGAUCGCCAUCUACGCGCUGACCGAGGGCUUCGCGGCGCCGGUGCCGGUCACCGACAUCCAGCGAUACGCCCGCGAGUUGGUCGAGUUCGUCGGCAGCACCCACCCGGAGAUCCGCGCGACCAUCGGCUCGCGCCGUGAGAUCACGGACGACGUGGAGUCGGCGCUGCGCGCUGCCCUGGAAGAGUUCGGCGGACGCUUUCAGCCGACCGCCCUGUCUGCGGCGGACCGGCAGGUGGCGGGCGGGGCCUGA